Messenger RNA from Symbiodinium natans, 987 nucleotides. NCBI's taxonomy places the organism in Eukaryota, Dinophyceae, Suessiales, Symbiodiniaceae. The record is from the annotation of a GenBank genome assembly.
AUGGCGGAUCCAGGCUCCCCGAUGUCGCCCUCGAUCGCGCCGUCCUCCAAGGGCCCGGCCUAUGAGCCUGCCGAAGAGAGGCAGGUGAGCAUGGCGACCAUGAGAGCGCCCAGACCAGAAGUUCUUUGGAAGAAGCACGAUCGAAAAGCCAUGAAGACCGGUCAGCGAGGGACCAUCUACUGGGUAGGUAAACACAUCAUCGCAGAGGAUGGUUCCAAGACUGGGGAGGUAGAAAAAGGAGCUAGUUACCAGGGCGAGUGGGAUAACAACCAGAAAAACGGCUAUGGCGUGCAGGUUUUCCCGAACGGCCAGAAGUACGAGGGCCAAUGGGCGAACGGCAUGCGGAAUGGCGAGGGGACGCUCUGGGUGCCGUUUGGCAAGGCGAAAAAGCUUCGCAAGCUUUAUGUCGGCGGCUGGAAGAACGACAAACGACAUGGUCGUGGCACGUGCUUCUUCAAAGACGGGCAGUUCUUCCAGGGAGACUGGACCCAGGGCAAGAUGAAUGGCCAGGGAUUGCUGCGAUAUAGCAACGGCGAUCUGUACAUAGGCGAGUGGAGCAAUGGCCUUCGAUCUGGGCAGGGGACCUUGACGAAGGCGAAUGGUGACUGCUACGAGGGCUUUUGGCUCAACGACAUGAGAGAAGGUAGCGGCUCCUACUUUUAUGCCGAGAGCGGGAAGGUCUUCGUCGGAGAAUGGGUAAGCGACCUGCCCAAGGCCGGGGUCUACACCCAGGCGAACUCCAAUCCCGAGCAGGCCACGCCCGUCCCACAGACCACGACCCUGCCUCCGCUGAUGUUGGCCUUCCCCAACGAGGUUCUGGAGGGAGCUCUAGCUGCCGUCCGAGAAUUGCAGCAUUUCUCGCCGGACCUUGCCGACAGCGGCGAGCAGGCCGAAGAGGCAGACGAGGACUAUGGCUAUGGCAAUGAUGUGGACAGCAUGAGCUACGCAGUGGGCAUGAGCAGAGCUGAAGAUGCAACUUCGCCAUGA